AUGAGUCUCCGUCCAAAACAAAAGUCGUCAUCCACUUCGGUAUUUCUGAAAUCUCACAAGUUCUCGCUGACUUCUCAUAUCCUAAGGAAAGCAAAGAAGCGCGAGACGAUGGAUAGUGCAGAGCGUCGACGAUCCGAGACCGAUAUCGGAGGUGGCCCCAGAAAUAGUGCGGAUGCUCGGCCGAGUCUUGAUUUGUCCUCCGAUCCGAUGCUCGAGUCGAAUCUUGCCCUUCGUAAACUCUCCGAAGCUUUUGCUCAACGGAUUGAAGGCAAAGCAUUCGUCCGUCGUGGAGCACUUCGUCAAAAAAAUGUGCAUGAAAUCAAAUCGCACAAGUUCAUCGCGAGAUUCUUCAAGCAACCAACGUUCUGCUCUCAUUGCAAGGACUUUUUGUGGGGUAUAACUAAACAGGGAUUCCAGUGCCAAGUCUGCACUCUCGUGGUGCACAAGAGAUGUCACGAAUUUGUCAAUUUUGCGUGUCCGGGAGCCGAUAAAGGAGUGGAUACUGAUGAUCCUCGGCAACAACACAAAUGGAAAGUUCAAACGUACUCCUCACCAACAUUCUGUGAUCACUGUGGAUCUCUUUUGUAUGGUUUGAUUCACCAGGGAAUGAAGUGUCAAUCCUGUGAUACAAAUGUUCAUCAUCGGUGUGUUAAGAAUGUUCCAAACAUGUGUGGAACAGAUAAUACUGAGAAGCGAGGAAGAAUUCGAAUCGAGGCACACAUUGUGAACGACCAACUGACCAUUAAAAUUCUGGAAGCCAAGAAUCUUAUUCCAAUGGACCCGAACGGACUAUCCGACCCGUAUGUCAAGUGCAAGUUGAUUCCUGAAGACUCAGGAUGCAAGUCGAAGCAAAAGACGAAAACUUUGCGAGCUACUUUGAACCCACAGUGGAAUGAAACAUUCACCUACAAACUCCUUCCUGGAGAUAAAGACCGUCGUCUCUCUAUCGAAGUCUGGGACUGGGAUCGCACAUCUCGUAACGACUUUAUGGGAAGCUUAUCAUUUGGAAUUUCCGAGCUCAUGAAGGAAGCUGCUUUGGGAUGGUACAAACUUUUAAGUGCUGAAGAAGGAGAAUUUUAUAAUAUAAACAUUACUCCUGAGUAUGAUGAGGAUAUGGAAAAGGUCCGCAAGAAGAUGAAUGACAAUUUCAAAAUCUCCCGUGACUCAAGCGGUGGAAAGCCAAGAGACACUACUCCAAGAUCCACUGCCUCUUCUCUCUCCAAUGCUAACCGUGAUGUCAUCAAGGCAUCUGAUUUCAACUUCCUUACUGUACUCGGAAAAGGAUCGUUCGGAAAGGUUCUGCUCGGAGAGCAAAAAACAACGAAAGAGCUGUUUGCGAUCAAAGUCCUCAAAAAAGAUGUCAUUAUUCAAGACGAUGACGUGGAAUGCACAAUGACUGAGAAGCGUGUCCUUGCGCUUCCGGAGAAGCCUCCAUUCCUUGUCGCAUUGCAUUCGUGUUUCCAGACGAUGGACCGUCUCUACUUUGUUAUGGAAUUCGUCAACGGAGGAGACCUUAUGUACCAAAUCCAACAAGUUGGAAAGUUCAAGGAGCCAGUUGCUGUAUUCUAUGCUGCUGAAAUUGCCGUCGGUCUAUUCUUCCUCCACUCAAAAGGAAUCAUCUAUCGUGACUUGAAAUUGGAUAACGUCAUGCUCGAACGCGAUGGUCAUAUUAAGAUCACAGAUUUUGGUAUGUGUAAGGAAAACAUCUUUGGUGACGCCACCACGAAAACAUUCUGCGGAACUCCGGACUACAUUGCGCCAGAGAUUAUCUUGUAUCAGCCGUAUGGAAAAUCGGUGGAUUGGUGGGCGUAUGGAGUGUUGCUCUUUGAGAUGCUCGCUGGACAACCACCGUUUGAUGGGGAAGAUGAGGAUGAACUUUUCACAGCUAUCACCGAGCAUAACGUAUCUUAUCCAAAAAGUUUGUCCAAGGAAGCCGUCUCGUUGUGCAAAGCGUUACUUAUCAAAAACCCAUCGAAACGUUUGGGGUGCACUGGUGAUGAUGAAUUGGCUUGUAGAGAUAUAAAGGAGCACCCAUUCUUCCGGCGUAUUGACUGGUACAAAAUUGAAACCCGUCAAAUCCAACCGCCAUUCAAGCCUAAACUGAAGACAGAUAGAUCGACCGAAAACUUUGACCAUAACUUCUUGAAACUCCCCACCAAAAUGACACCACCGGACUGGGAAGUUUUGGAAAAUCUCAAGGGCGACGAGUUCAGCAACUUCUCAUUUGUCAAUCCGUAUUAUGUCAAAGAUGUUGAACCGUGA
This is a messenger RNA of Caenorhabditis remanei, 2262 nucleotides long. RefSeq lists its product as uncharacterized. Bases 1 to 2262 code for a protein of 753 amino acids. Gene Ontology annotation, biological process: protein phosphorylation. The record is from RefSeq and is a predicted model, not a curated record. Lineage: Eukaryota; Metazoa; Nematoda; Chromadorea; Rhabditida; Rhabditidae. The transcript has 14 exons. Gene Ontology annotation, molecular function: diacylglycerol-dependent serine/threonine kinase activity; ATP binding; zinc ion binding.